Conger conger (European conger) is the source of this 3816-nucleotide messenger RNA. RefSeq lists its product as uncharacterized. The coding region runs from base 144 to 1100 and encodes 318 amino acids. NCBI's taxonomy places the organism in Eukaryota, Metazoa, Chordata, Actinopteri, Anguilliformes, Congridae. The record is from RefSeq and is a predicted model, not a curated record. Gene Ontology annotation, biological process: immune response; cellular response to lipopolysaccharide; cell surface receptor signaling pathway. The transcript has 8 exons. Gene Ontology annotation, cellular component: external side of plasma membrane.
GCGGAAACUCCAAUAUUUUAGUUGGAAGUGUUCUUCAAAACGUAACGUUAAUCACAUGAAUAAGACUCGGUUGUGUGUUGGAGAAGCGUACUGCGGAGGGUGAUCAUACUACCCAGUGAACAUAUUUGUGGUGAAAGGGGGAAAUGACGUCGAUCUGGAUUCUGUCUGUAGUGUUUGCUCAGUUCAUGUGUGCACUCUCUAACGACAAGUUGCUCCGUCUGGUUUGCCCGCAUGAGAUCCAUGCGGUUCAUGGCGAGGAGUGUCUGUUGAACUGCAGUUUGGAAUCCCACGGUGAAAAUGUGAAAAUAGAAUCAGCCAAAUGUGUGGGUGAGGGUGCUGGCAAGCCAGAAUUCUUCCACGUAAUACGACCGCAGUCUGACAGCACAAAUGUGUCCUUCCUGAUGACAAACACACCGACGACAGCUGCAGGGAAAUACUUUUGUGAAAUUUUAACUGACAGCGGCGAAGACAAAGCAGAUGUGAGCCUCAUUGUCACAGCUAAAUACUCCAAGCCAGCCAUGAGCUCAGUUCCAGAUGGGGAAAUCCAGGACGAAAUGACAGUCACUAUGUUCUGUAAUGCUUCCGGGGGAUAUCCUGCUGGAAAGAUCCGGUGGUAUGACAAGCACGACAACGACUGGAGCCGCAGUGCAGAAACGACGAAGGAGGAGACCGCAGACAAACGCAUUAACUUAAAAAGCAGUUAUACCUUUAAAGCAUACUCCACCAAUCCCCAGUAUCGGUGCGAGGUGUUAAACAGCAAAGGUGAAAAAGAAGGAGAAGCAGAACUUGAGCUGCCAUUCAAGUUAAUUAAUCCAGAAUCGGUUACAGGAGACCGGAAUAGCACGGCCAUUACAGCGAUCGUUGUGGUGAUUGGGUCAGUGGUGUGUGGCCUGUUGUUCCUGGCCCUGCUGCGCUGUAGACGAGCUCGUCGUCUGGGGGGAAGUGCGGAGGAGGCUCUGUGUGGGCCGUUUCAGAGAAAUGGGGCCCGAAGGCCGUCAACUUACCCCAUAUUGAGUGCAAGGAGUGAUGAUUCCUACACAAUGGAAGAAGACUUGAACACACAGCCAGAAUCUGGGUCUCCACAGUCUGAAGACAAUUAAAGUUGGAUACUGCCCCUUCAGGAAGGAUUUGUUUAACCAACUGGACAAAGCAAGGACAUUUACUUUCCCUUCCUGGGUCAUUACCAGCUCAGUGAUAAACUAAUGCGCUCCAGUUUGUUAUAGACUGAUAGUCACGGCACUGCACUGAGCGCUUUGGUAAUCCCCUUUUAUGGAUUUACUUUCACUUUGCUCUCUACCGUCCUACGACAGCAAGAACAGUCUGCCUUGUUGUCUUUAGAGCCUCAUAUCCUCUUUUGAUUUCCUCUUGCGGAACCUCAAACUGAACUUUGUAGAGACAAAAGCUCCAUACGAAUGGUGCUUGGAAAAGGUAAUACCCCAAAUUACGUGCCGCAUAAAUAAAACUAAUGAAUAAAUUGUGUCUUGCAUUAAAUGGGCAUUAAAUCAGCAUAGGGCCAAGCAAGAGAACAGAUUCAGAAUGUUUAAUGUUAGAUCAACUGCAAUGUUUUGGACUUCAUUACAUUACAUUAUUGGCAUUUGGCAGACGCUCUUAUCCAGAGUGACGUACAGUUGAUUAGACUAAGCAGGAGACAAUCCUCCCCUGGAGCAAUGCAGGGUUAAGGGCCUUGCUCAAGGGCCCAACGGCUGUGUGGAUCUAAUUGUGGCUACAGCAGGAAUCAAUUCCAAAGAUGAGUUGCAGCGCAGCUAUUCCUUGCUUUUACACAACUGUGCGGUCUCUGAAUUUGUGGACUGUAGAAACAUCGCGAUCAAAAUGGCUUUGUAGGUAGCGAGGAGGAAGCUUAAAGAGGCAGAACAGUGAAGCAUCUGUAAAAAAGAACAACUGCUGUUGCACUUGGAACUACACAUACAUAGGAUCCUUACAUUAACAGCUAAACUAACACUACAUUUACAGCAAUGCAUUAAAAUAGAGAUUGUAAAGGCAUUGCUUCAGCGUUUGCAUCAUUACUAAACUUUAAAGUAAAACUUUAGUUUAAAAUUAAACUAAAGAUCUAAACUUUAUUGUGCAAUUUAGAUGAAGUACAUUUGUGCUCAGGGGGAUCCAUUAUUGCUCUGAGGUAGCAGGUUCACAGGAUAUUCUGAAACCCAUAUUUCAUUGACUCGUUAUUAGAUGUUAAAACGGUUAUUGAAAACUAUGAGAAUGCAGCUUAUUUUUCUAGUACUGUGUUCAUUUUUACCUGAUUUGUACAUUUUGAAAAAAUAUUUUUUACACAUUUUUAAAGUCAUGUAAAUAAAUCAUAGUGCCACAGUCACAAUAUACACUCAGUAAUCACUUUACUGGGUAGAGCUGUACACCAGCUUGUUACUGCAAAUAUAUAAUCAGCCAAUCAUGUGCAUUUAAUCAACUAAAUGCAUAAAAGCAUGCAGUUAAGAGGUUCAGCUGUUUAUGCAGAAGAGAAUCUCUGAACACACCAUGCGCCAAACCUCUAAGUCAAUGGUGUCCAAUCUUAUCCUAAAAGGGCCGGCGUGGGUGCAGGUUUUUGUUUUAACCCAGCAGUAACACACCUGAUUAUACUAGUGAACUAAUCGUGGUCUUUAGUCAAGACCUUGAUGAGUAGAAUCAGCUGUCUUAGUCCUGUGCUAAAACAACAAUCUGUACACACACCGGCCCUUUCUGGAUAAGAUUGGACACCCCUGCUCUAAGUGGAUAGGCUAAAGCCGCAGAAGAUUUAAUGUGAAUUUGAAUGUGAUUAUUAUUGCUGUGUGUUGUCUGCUUGAAUGUCGUGAUUGUUAACACUCCUCCCACUUUGGUUUAAAUGUUGAGAAUGUAGUUGUGGCACAUUGUUUGCAUUGAGUGCUGUGAUUAACGCUCAUUUGUUUCCACUGGUUUGUGUAAAAAAAAAAAAAGAAAAAAGAAAAAAAAAAGUACAUGUACAGGAGCAAUUAUUUGUGCAUUUCACCUGUGUAUUUCACUUUGUGUAAAGUAUUUUAUUACUUUGUGGUGCCUCUAAUACAGUGAUCGUCAAAUCUGGACCUCAAAUCCAAAUCCAGCCUGGCUUUCUUUUCCCUUAGGUAAUUAGCUGAACAAUUAGCGCUGUUGAUUGGCCAGAUUGUCUUCACUCCUGACUCCCAGGCGAUGGGAGGGGGGGAAAGCAGUGGUGACCUCUGCUCUAUUGCAGUGUAUUGCUUCUGUACUUUAUACUGCCGUUUUAUUAUUUGACUAAUUAUUAAAUGAUUAAUUACUUCAAAUAACAGUGAGGAUUUCCAUCAUAUUAUUAGUUUGAACCUUUUUUUUUUUUUUUCUUGUAAUUUGUCUUAGUAGCACAUUACAUUUUAAAGACAGGUUUAUCCAGAGGGAAAUGAAGGUAAAAUAUGAAUUAAUUUUGCAAUAUAAGUCAUGUUAACAGUAUUGCCAUUUCAUUGAAAAGGCAUGUUUUGACAGUUCAGCAGACAGAGACAAAUGCUACUCUGGUAAAUGGAUGGCUUUUGAACAUCCUUCAAUACAGUGCACACAAGUGUAUACACUGCAGAUACUGCUCAAUGCAAUUUCCUUCAAUGUCCAUUAACCAGAAGUUAAGUUGCUUCCUGAAAAAAAUGUAUGAUGUUGUAUGAUGUAUGAUGUUACAUGUGUGUGAAACAAAGGCAUCCAAUUUGAUUAAUUAAAAUCAAAAAGGGAACCAAAUAAAUCUGUGAAAUAACACUGCUGUGCCCUACAUACUGUAAAAAAAAAAAAAAAAAAAAAAAAUGUCUGUAAAAAGCUAUAUAUGUAUGCUCAAUUAAUAAAAUUGAUCAGAGAAAA